Molecule: messenger RNA, 4353 nt
Organism: Hevea brasiliensis (rubber tree)
Lineage: Eukaryota; Viridiplantae; Streptophyta; Magnoliopsida; Malpighiales; Euphorbiaceae
Exons: 16
Coding region: 174-3941 (1255 amino acids)
Biological process (GO): DNA damage checkpoint signaling; DNA repair; mitotic DNA replication checkpoint signaling
Molecular function (GO): ATP hydrolysis activity; chromatin binding
Source: RefSeq, a predicted model, not a curated record
AUCUAAACGAUCCGCUUAAAGGCGGGAAAAAAAUUCCCUUCCCCCCGGUACUCUCUCUCUCUCUCUCUCUACUGGCCACGUUCCCUUUGCACCCUACCUUUCUCACUCAAAAAAUCCCCAAUUCUUUAGGACCAUAAUUCCCAAUACCUGUUUUACUAAAUUAACAUAAUUCCAUGGAUAAAUCACCCGACGGAGAAGGGCCAACGACGUUAGCUGCUGCCGCCGAAGAGAUUCAGCAGCGGGGGAGCAGUAGAAUUAGCCGCCGGCUGGUGCAGUCCACGCUGUUUCCCCAUAAAUCUCCAGUAAUCGAAUCCAAAGAUGAUCAAAAGGACGAUAAAGAAUGCAAUGGUGAGGUUAAGGACGGUGAUGACGAGCAGUGCUGUGGGAGUCAAGGCAAGAAGAAAAGAACGCGAAAGCGGAAAGAAUCUCCCCAAACUAAAACUCCUAAAGUUUCUAGAAGGGCAAAGAAGGUAUCAUCUGCAGAAGCAACGCCUGAAAAGGAUACUACAUCUAAAAAGCCAAAGGGUUCAUCUAUAAAUAGCGUGGGUAGAAAGAAUGCCACACCUAAAAAGAAUGGGACAAGUAAUGGGAAAAAUGCUGAUCAUUUGAUAGAGAACAGGGAUGCAUUGCUACAAAUCCCUAAUCUUAGGUUAGAGGCAAAAAUGAUGGCUGAGGAAAAUUCAAGAGUGUUUGGUGGAAAACAAAUGCACCCUUUUUUCUUGUCUCAGAACGUGGGUAAGAUAGGUCACAAGACAGCUAUAGAAAGAAAACCUAGAAGCAUUUCAAUUGGUCCCAUUCAUGUAUUUGAAAGAGAUCAGGAUGAUGCUGAGCCUCUUGAUUGGAGAGAUUGGAAAUUUUGUGAGAAAUUAUUUGCCAAUAGCAGUUUUACUCCAGAAAGCUCGUUCUCAUCAAUUUUUGAAUGCACUGUCAAGUCAUUAUCCUUUGAUGAGUUUCCAAGUGUUUUGCAUCCCAUUGUUUUGCCUUUUCAAGAUAAUACACCGUUGGUUGAAUGUCUUCCUCAGCAAGAACUUUUGUAUGAAGCAUCAGCAACAGCCAUGUCAUCUGGGCCACAGGUGGAAUGCUAUCAGCUCAUUAAGGAUGCUGAAACAGACUAUCAGGUUGAUGAAGUUGGUCUGCUUUCUGGUUGUGUAAGAAAAUCAGAUGCUGACCAGCAAAGCAAAAUUCAGCAAGAAAGGAUGUCAUCUCACCUUGGUUGUGCCAAUCAGCCUGAUAACAGAUUGUGGACAAAUAAGUACCAGCCCAAAAAGGCCAUGGAGAUAUGUGGUAAUGAUGAUUCAGUGAAAUUUUUGAAUGAAUGGCUUUGCACUUGGCAUCAAAGAAGUCAUGAAACCAGCAAAGCAUCCUCUGUUGCUGAUGAAUGUUAUAUGCACGAUCCUGAUUAUAAAUGUUCCCAAAAUGAUUCUGAUUCUGAAAACAUUAGUGAGGAGGCCAGCUUUAAGAAUGUUCUCUUAAUUACUGGACUAGUCGGGAGUGGGAAGUCUGCAGCUAUCUAUGCUUGCGCUAAGGAACAAGGGUUCAGAGUUCUGGAGGUCAAUACCUCGGAGUGUCGAAAUGGAGCUGCUGUGAAGGAAAGAUUUGGUGUGUUAGAUUCGCAAUCCACUUUGGACUCACAACUCCUUCAAUGGUCACAGGAGAGUACUUUAGAAUUUCAGAUCAUGGACAUUAUAAAGCCCCCUGCAGCCCAUCCCAAUGGUAAAAUGGUGCAAGAGAUUGACAGCGAAGUGAUUGAAGUGAUAUCCAUAGCAGAUGAGGAUAUUUCUCAUGAAGCUACUGAAACAUUUGAGAAGGUUGUUUACAAGGACAGUUCAGUUGCCUGUGGUCAAGGUCAACUUAAACCCUUGAUUCUGUUUGAGGACGUGGAUGUUAUCUUUUCUGAAGAUCGUGGUUUUAUCAGUGCAAUACAACAAAUUUCUGGCAAAGUAAAGUGGCCUGUGAUACUGACUACAAAUAGUGACAAACCUGUUCUUCCUGACAAUUUGGAUAGGCUAGAAUUGUGUUUUAAAAGGCCAUUAGAGAAGGAGCUUUUUCAGCAUCUGUACAUGGUUUGUUCUGCAGAGAAGGCUAAUGUUCAACCUCAUCUAGUAGAGCAAUUAAUUGAAUUUUGUCAGAGAGAUAUGAGGAAAAUCAUUAUGCAUCUACAGUUCUGGUGUCAGGGUGAACAAUUCAGAAAAGGUAAUGAAGUAAGGAGACUUUUCAGUCCAAUGCCAUUUGAUCUUGAAGAUGGCUAUCAAAUAUUGCCAAAGAUGAUCCCCUGGGAUUUUCCUUCUCAGCUGUCUGAGGUAGUUGAGAAGGAGAUCACCAUGUCAUUAUGCAUGAUGGAAGAAAAUGGUAUCUUCACAGAAGUCAUUGAAGAUAAAUUUGAUGAUAAAGAUGUGCAGAACAAUUUGGAGAAGCAUAUUUAUGAAAUAGACAGUAUUGAGGCCAAGAAGAAAGUAAUGCUAAGCAAGAAUUGCUUUGAUCAUGAUUGCAUUGACUUCAUUGCUUCUUUCAAUCCAGCAUGUGGUUUUUUUGAUUCCUCAAACAGCACAGUUCCAUUCUCUCAGAAAAGCCAUAAGAGAAAACUUGUGGUGAUGUCUUCUGAUUCUGAAGAUGACAGAUUGCCAACAAGUCCUGACAAGGAUAUUAUCAACGAAUUUUCCCUUGAAAAAGGCGAAUUUGCUUCCCAUCAUCCAAGCAUGCAAAAAGGCUUCAGCCCAUCAACUGAGCUGCAACUUUUUUCUGAAACAGCAGUUCACUUGAAUGUAAAAGACACGUGCAUAUCAGUUGAUAUGUCAUGUGUGCCAGAAUCAUCAUAUGUUCCCGAAACUGAAAUUGAUGAUGGAACAAAAAUAUUUUUUGGUAGGUUGUCUUGUGACCAAGUGGGCCAGGCAGAAGUUUUAGAAGAAGCUUCAGUGAGCAACGAAUUCAGACAAAGCAUAUUGCCAGUUGAUGCUAACAAUUUUGAUGAAUCUAUGCCCAAAUUGUAUAAAGAUUCUGACUUGUUAUCAGGUACUUGUGAUGCGAUUGCAGUAUCAUCUCAUGAGGAGGUGGAAGAUUCUCAAAAUGAUCUCAUGGAAUCCAUCGCAAGGGAACAUCAGCUGAUGGAUGAGUGUAGCUGUAUAGAUUUCAGUAGGAAAUUCAAGCAGCAUGAGGAGGGUAGGUCCUCUGCUGUAAUUGAUACAGUACGAGAGUCAUGGAGAAAACUUCGUGAUCGUCAUGCAGAUCUGAGACAUUUAGUAGCUGCAGAACACAAAUAUUCUCCUGGAAUCAUUAGACUUGCUUGUGGGAUGAGCAAUCUAAUUUCAGAAGCUGAACUAUUGCAUACUAAGUGCCAAUCACUGGAUUCUUUUGGAUUGCCAAUGGUUUUUUCUGAGGAAUCAGAAGCAUCCAGCUGGUGUAAUGAGCAGUUGCAGAUGGCAUCAACAAUUCUGCAGCAUGGAUUUUGCUUAUAUGCCAAAGACAUUGUUGCUGCAGGGUUAAACAUGGGCCACAAAAGUAGUGGGGAUUUGAUCUGGGAGAUGCUGUCUACCGCUACCAAGAUGAAAGUCAGUAGUUCACUUGGACAAAAUAUUAAUACUAAGACGUUAAAUGUUGGGCUGGGUGCGGAGAUGGCCUUGCCAGAGAAUGGUCCGGUGACAAAUAGUGAGCAGAAGUUGCAUUAUACCAAUAUAAUCCAGUCAGUAGUUCCUUCACGAGCAUAUAUGACGAUAAAAGGUGAUGCAUUUUAUGAAUAUCUUUCGUCUCUGGGGCACAUUUCAAGAUCAGAAUCUUCUCGUUUAUCUGAAGGUGACGGCAAGAAUAAAAGACGGAGGGGACGAGCUGCUAGGAAUUACUUGAGUACUGGCUCACUAAUGCUGUCUCCUGAAGAAAUUUCAUUGCUGGGUCAAUCUAAUAUGUAUGGGAAGAUUUCAUACCAGUCAUUAGACACCAAUAUUAGAUAGAAGGAUAUGAUCUUCUCAUGAAAGAAAACUGACAGAAUAAACAAAAUGUAACAUAUUUGCUAACUUAAAUUUUAGUCAUAGGCUUGUAGGAAUUGGAGGUCUAGUUUCUUAGCGAGUAUUGCAGACAGGAGUGAUAGCUAGAGUGGGUCCUUUUCAUUUGUGUUGCUGGACAUGGUCCAAUAUUUUUGUGAUGCCAAAACUAAAGCACCUUGAAGCAAAACAUAGAUCAUAGUUGUAGGUAUCUGGAAUUCAUGAUUUCAUCCCCUAGAGUCAUUGUAUAGUUGAUGGUGAUUGCUUGGUGGUAUUUAAAUAAGGGGCAUGUAAUUGGAAAAUAUUUAGUGUAGAAGAACGUUGUUGGAAAUGCUAAUGAUGCCUCUCCAAGGAUAAUGGAUUUUCAUAUUCUAUUUUUGUA